CAAUUUCUCCAAGGCUUACUUGCUUUGUUUAUUUGCAUGGUAACGCGCGCAGUUCACGUAGAGGUGGUCUCCGAGCUUUCAACAAAGGCCUUCAUUGCCGCACUCAUCAGGUUCUCUGCUCGUCGUGGCAUCCCUUUUGCCAUUCAUUCAGACAAUGCUACAACGUUUGUUGGCGCUCACAAUGAACUCAAUGAGUUACAUGCAUUUCUUUCAGAUUCUGCUAUUCAGUCUGAAAUUCACAACUUUGCCGCCGUUUUCAACAUUGGUUGGCAUUUCAUCCCUCCCAGGGCUCCUCAUUUUGGAGGUCUAUGGGAAAACGCUGUAAAAAAUUUUAAACGAAUUUUCAGAGUGGUCACUUUGAAUACAACAAGGUACGGGUGGUCACCGUUCGCACCGCAUCAGGCACUUUCAAGCGGGCUAUUUCUAGCAUUGCACCGCUUCCACUCGACGAGGAAUUUUCUGAUUAAUUCAGCAUUGCUCAUCCGACAUAAUCUCAUUUUUUUUGUUCUCUCUUAUGUCUCUCUUUUGAGACCUGCAGGCCUCAAGGGGCCAGGUUUAUGUCAGAUUUCGCACUAUGCAUUGUGUUCUUGUCCCAACUUGUCGCGUUAG
Nilaparvata lugens (brown planthopper) is the source of this 609-nucleotide messenger RNA. RefSeq lists its product as uncharacterized. The coding region runs from base 37 to 609 and encodes 190 amino acids. Gene Ontology annotation, molecular function: nucleic acid binding. Lineage: Eukaryota; Metazoa; Arthropoda; Insecta; Hemiptera; Delphacidae. The transcript is spliced from 2 exons. The record is from RefSeq and is a predicted model, not a curated record.